CGUGGAAGAAGCAUCAGUCGAGUUUCAUCCAUCUCUACAGCUGGCUCAUUCAGUCGCAGUAAGAAAACGGUCCAAAUCAUCGACAUGGUUUCCACUCGCCUUGCUCUCGUCCUCGCUGUUAUCGUGGUGAUUCUUGCCCUCAGCGUAGAUGCCACCUUUAGAAAACCACCCUUCAAUGGUAGCAUAUUCGGUAAACGAUCCAGCACUGUAACUGAUUACGAAGUUACCAGCCGUGCUCUGUCAGCUAUUUGCGAAGUUGCUAGUGAAACGUGCACCGCUUGGCUGUCUCGUCAAGAAUCCAACUGAAGAUGAAUAACCGACCGAAUCGACUUCACGACUUCCACGAUUUUCAUCGACUGAUCGGCCCAUGAAAUAAUGUAAUUAAACAAGCUCCUGUAAUCAUGCGCUUGGAAGUUUGUCAUAUUGUCCUCUAUCAGUCACUGUUAUUGCAUUAUGCCAUACCUAAUCGUAAAAAUUUGUAUUUAAAUGAUAUUGUAAUUACAAUGGAUUAAGCUUCCACGAUUUAGCCAUGUUUAUUAAAAGCGUCACGAAUAAAGCAUUAUGAUUUUCAGGAGCUAAUUGUACUAUUUUUAAUUACUUUCUUUUCUUCUGAUCACCCAUCUUGUUUUGUAUUGCAUAUUUUUAUCGACGACAAAUAAUAUCCGUUCUCUCUAAUUUUACAGUAUAACUUUUAAUAAUUACACGUUUAUUAAAAUAAUUGCCCAUUAAAAUCAAAUAUUUAAAAUACAGCAUAUACUCAACAAAAUACUUGACUAAAAUAAUUUAUAUAAUUGUAAGAGUAUAUUGAAAAAUUUCGCUAAAUGUAGAUUAAAAGCGAUUUGACAUGGAAA
Molecule: messenger RNA, 851 nt
Organism: Linepithema humile (Argentine ant)
Lineage: Eukaryota; Metazoa; Arthropoda; Insecta; Hymenoptera; Formicidae
Gene: SIFa
Product: SIFamide
Source: RefSeq, a predicted model, not a curated record